AUCUUUCAUUUUUGGAAUCAUUAUCUUCUAGACCAUCUAGUGUAUCCAGCACCAAAAAAUCUCAACGAAAUUCCGAAAUGUUUCUUGAUGAUUUUCUUGAUAUUCAACGACAACACCUACUAAUAAUAAUUAUCGAAUGGAUAGUUUAUAACACAAAUUAA
Molecule: messenger RNA, 161 nt
Organism: Funneliformis mosseae
Lineage: Eukaryota; Fungi; Glomeromycota; Glomeromycetes; Glomerales; Glomeraceae
Source: the annotation of a GenBank genome assembly